Messenger RNA from Acanthopagrus latus (yellowfin seabream), 7214 nucleotides. RefSeq names its product ADAM metallopeptidase with thrombospondin type 1 motif, 12 (gene adamts12). The transcript is spliced from 25 exons. The coding region runs from base 771 to 5591 and encodes 1606 amino acids. Gene Ontology annotation, molecular function: metalloendopeptidase activity. Gene Ontology annotation, biological process: extracellular matrix organization; proteolysis. NCBI's taxonomy places the organism in Eukaryota, Metazoa, Chordata, Actinopteri, Spariformes, Sparidae. The record is from RefSeq and is a predicted model, not a curated record. Gene Ontology annotation, cellular component: extracellular matrix.
CUAACUUCAGUAGAUAUCUCUGCAACACAAUCAGAACAUCUAACAACAGGUUUCUGUAAUUUGAGAUACAUAAUUUCAUGUUUCUGACUAUCAUAUGUGAGAUGGAUUACUUGUUUUGUCUAAUGAAAAUAAUGGCAGUAAUCUUAACAUAAUGAGUUACUUUGAAAUGUAAAGCUAUUCAAAAAUGAACUUCCUGCAUGCUAGUGCCAUUUAUUUAUUUAUUUGUUUAUUUUGCCCCUGCUCCUGAAACAUCGUGUGUCCGCCCCUGUUUCCUGACAUUUUAAAUGUUUUUUUUCUGCAUGAAAAAUACUUUAAUGGCAUCAAUUAUAAUAAUAGCUGGUGAUUCCUAACCUAACAUAUAUACCAGCUGUGACGGUUGGCUGUGCAACAAGUAAAGUGUAAGUUCAUCCGCAAAGUUUGAUCCCCACUGAUCCCCAUUAUUUGCUUCCUGGGAGAGGCAGAACAUUGUCUCGUGAUGUUGCAGGAUGUAAUGACAAGUCUCGACACAGGACGGCUGCUUUAUUCAAAUCAAAGAGGCUUCCUCUUCCCUCCUCCUCCUCAGCGAUACUGACUCCUUCUCCCCCAACUUCUUCGAUCGCUCCUCGCAAGGAAAGUGAGCAGAGACCAGCUCCUCCCUCCCCUCCUUCCCUUCCUCCACACGGAGCCGGAGCUUUCUCCCCCUCUCUCCUUCAAAACCAUGAACUGGCUCCCAGUCCUGCUCGGUGCGUGUUUCCCUUCGUGGGCUCCAGUCUUCUCGGCUUGUCCAUGACAUGACAGAGCGCAGCGCAGGAGCCAAAGUGGUCGCCUGUAACGCCACUGGAAGCCCGGUUCCCAGGACUCUUCUGCAGCGCUCCGGCCACGAAGAGCUCUCAGACCCCGGCAGAUUCCUCUCCUUCUUUGCAGAUCAAGGUCAGCUGUCCCAGUCAGACCUGUCCAUUGUCCACCCGGUGAAAUCCACCGCCGAUGGAGACUUCAUCUCCCACUCUGUGUCCCACCACCUCAAGGGUGGGCGAGUCAGGCGUGACCUUCGACCCCUCGAGCUGGAGGGACAGGUUUACUACAAGGUCAACUACAAGGGUCGCGCUUUAACGUUCAAUCUGACUGCAAACCAUCACCUGGUCUCAAGUGACUACAUCCUGGAGAGGAGGAACGGCAGCGCCAGCAGCACAGAGCAUCGCCUCCCAGAGGGGAACUCCUGCCACCUCCUUGGCACUGUAGAAGCCCCCGGCGUGCGGGGAACGGCUGCCAUCAGCACCUGCAGAGGACUGAGAGGCUUCUUCGCCCUGCCAGAAGGACACUUUUUCAUUGAACCUGUCCAGAAGUCUCCUGAUGAUCCUAAUGAUCCUGCAGAGACUCCAGAGCCCCACGUUGUCUAUCCAAGAGUUACUCCAGAAAAUCACAGAACAAAACGCAGCGCAGAGUCCAGAGAAACGCCCGGCCCCUGUGGAGUUCAAGAUGCUCUCGGCGACUCCGUCCGGGUGGAGAGGGAGAGGGAGGAAUGGGAGAGGGAGCAGCAGAGGGGGGAGGAUCAGCCUCAGUCCCGGUCACAGCGCUCAGUCAGCAGAGAGCGCUGGGUGGAGACCAUGGUGGUGGCCGACUCCAAACUCAUCGAAUACCACGGCAGCGAUAAUGUGGAGUCCUACAUCUUCACCAUCAUGAACAUGGUGGCUGGGAUCUUUCACGAUGCCAGCAUUGGGAACGCCAUCCACGUCAUCUUGGUUCGCCUCAUUCUACUGCAGGGAGAGGAGAAAGGGCUGAAGAUUGUUCACCACGCAGACACCACUCUGGCCAGUUUCUGUGCUUGGCAGAAAAACCUCAACCCCCAGAGCGACACACACCCGGCUCAUCAUGAUGUGGCCGUGUUGAUCACCAGAAAAGACAUCUGUGCUGGUAUGAACCAGCCCUGUGAGACACUCGGCCUGUCUCAUCUGUCUGGGAUGUGUCAACCACACCGCAGCUGCAACAUCAAUGAGGACUCAGGACUACCUGUCGCCUUCACCGUCGCCCACGAGAUGGGCCACAGCUUCGGGAUCCAUCACGACGGCCAGGGGAAUGACUGUGAGCUGGAGGGGAGGCACCCGUUCAUCAUGUCCAGACAGCUGAUGUACGACAGCUCGCCUCUCACUUGGUCCUCCUGCUCCAAGGAAUACAUUACACGCUUCCUGGAUCGCGGCUGGGGUUUCUGCCUGGAUGACCGUCCCUCUAAGAGGGAUCUGACCACCCCGCUUGCUCGCCUCGGUGUGCGCUACACCACGCACCACCAGUGCCAGCUGCAGUAUGGCCCGAACGCUACAUUCUGCCACGAAGUUGAUAACGUUUGCCAGAUUCUUUGGUGUUCGGUGAACGGCUCCUGUCGCUCCAAACUGGACUCGCCUAUAGACGGCACUCGCUGUGGACCGGAGAAGUGGUGCAUCUCAGGAGAGUGCGUGAUUGUGGGUAAGCUCCCAGAGACGGUGAAUGGAGGCUGGGGGCAGUGGAGCACCUGGUCUCACUGCUCCAGGACCUGCGGGACUGGAGUUCAGUCUGCAGAGAGGGAAUGUAACAACCCUAAACCGGAGUUUGGGGGCAAGUACUGCACCGGGGAGAGGAAGCGGUAUCGGACAUGUAACACAAAACCCUGUCAGAAUAAUACACCGACCUUCCGAGAGAUGCUGUGCAGUGAAUUUGACACUGUGCCCUAUCACAAUGAGCUCUACACAUGGAUUCCUGUGGCUAACUCACUGCAUCCCUGUGAGCUGCACUGCCGACCGGUCAGCGAGUACUUUUCGGAGAAGAUGCUCGACACUGUGACGGACGGGACGCCGUGCUUCAUGAACAACAAGUCCAGGAGCAUCUGCGUCAACGGGGUGUGCAAGGACGUGGGCUGUGACUAUGGCAUCGACUCAAACGCAGUGGAGGACCGCUGCGGAGUGUGUCUGGGCGAUGGCACGAGCUGCGAGAAGAUCUAUAAGUCAUUUGAUGAGGGCGAGGGCUUUGGGUACACGGACGUGGGGGUGAUACCUGAGGGGGCGCGGGACAUCCUGGUGCAGGAAGUGGAGGAGGCAGGUAACUUCCUGGCUCUGAGGAGCGAGGCGACGGAGGAGUACUUCCUCAACGGCAACUACAUCAUCCAGUGGAACGGGGAGUACGAGGCCGGCGGGACGACGUUCUUUUACGAACGCAGCGGGAACAUGGAGAACCUCACGGCUCCUGGACCCAUCAGACAGCCGGUCAUGCUACAGUUGUUGUUUCAGGAGAAGAACCCCGGUAUAAAGUACGAGUACACCAUCAAGAAGACCAGAGAGACAGGAAAUGAGAUCAUCGAACCCCUUUACAGGUGGAGACACGGGGCGUGGACAGACUGCAGCACCACCUGCGGCAUAGGUGAGCAGCAACAGCCUGUGCGGUGUUUCGAGAUGGACGUGGGUGUAGUGGACGAGUCACUGUGCGACCCAGAGAGCCGUCCAGAAGACAGACACCGGAAAUGCAAGACUGUUGACUGUCCCGCAAGGUGGUGGGUGGGUGGCUGGCAGCAGUGUUCAUCCACCUGUGGUUCAGAGGGGGUACGGAAGCGAACGGUGCUCUGUGUGCGCACGGUGUCAGGGGAGGAGAGGGUGCUCCACCCUGUCGAGUGCAAGCAUCUCCUUAAACCCAAGCCUAUUGUGCCAUGCAACAGAGACAUACCCUGUGGACAGGAGUGGGCUGUCAGCAACUGGGAGGAGUGCCCGGUCACGUGUGGAGGAGGUGUCCGCUCACGCACAGUCACGUGUGCUCUGGCACCCAAGAAGACCUGCGACCUCUCCACCAAACCUCGGUCCAGAUCGCUGUGUGGCCUACAGAGCUGCCCCAACUCAGGUCUUCGCAGACGGCCGGGGCCUCCCCCUAAAUACCGCCGCGUCUUCCCACCUAAGAGCCACCCCACCGAGCAUCCUGGUACCUGGGCUCCCACAAGCACCACGACCACAGCUGCACCCACAGCAGCCAUCACUGUGAGGAAGGAAACGACCACCAAGGAGACUACAACUGCUUUCAUCCCGACCACCCUCUCAACCCUUAAAACCGCAGUCCCUGAAAUCACAGAUACGGACGAUCAUGAGUUUGAUGUUAAAGUGAGGGAAAACGAGGAUAAGAGAGGGAAAGGCGUCACAUCUAAAGCCAAGGACAGAAAAGCAACUGGCGCGGAAACGGAAAAAGUAGAAGAGAGGGAGGAGGGAGAGGAGGGAAGCACGCCAAAUGUGCUGAUGUAUACUCCAGGAUAUGAUUAUGUUGUUGAGGAGAGGACGACGGAGGAGGAGGGGAUUAUUGACCUGGAUGUCACCACAUCUACAUCACACAAAAAUCCGCUUAAAUCGGCCACACCAACACCAAAUACACUCAUCACACCCACUCUACAAACAAGUCCACCUACCGUACACACAACCAAAGGAGCCGCCACCUACUCCACCCCACACACCAGCACUGAAACAUGGGCAAAGACGACUCACCGCUAUCCCUUCACCUACCCCCGCACCACCCCCCGUAUCGACCCGUACAGCCACUGGACGCACAGGGUUCCCCUCACCACUCCCAUGUACAAAGGCCAUCCAGGGCCAUCGACAGCUGGCUUCCACACGACACGAGCUCCAUCCACAACUGCGAGGAAACCAUUUACCACCGCGGCAACACCCACAGUGAAGAUCGUGAAACUGAAGAAGCCCGCUGCUGUGACACCUAAGAAAAACAGUUCUGUCUCUCGUGCUAAAAAACCCUCCUCCUGGUCCAAGGGCCAAAAGCAGCAGACAGAAAGCCCCAGUGACCAAAGCAAUGUGAAGGCCAGAGAGCCCGUCAGCAUGGAUAUAUCCUGGGUUGUAGGGAACUGGAGCGAGUGCUCAACAACAUGUGGUAUUGGAGCGAUAUGGCGAACAGUGGCGUGCAGUUCCCAGAAUGACGAUGACUGUGCCAGCAUGACGAGACCUGAGCCUGCACGCACCUGUCACCUGCAGCCCUGUGCCACCUGGCAAACUGGCAGCUGGAGCAAGUGUCCAGAUAGCUGUGGGGUGGUGGGGAGGAGGCACCGCGAUGUGCAGUGUGUCGACUCUCAGAGUAAACGUCCCCUCAGACCUUUCCACUGUCAAGCUGUGGCCAGCAGACCCCUCAGCACUCUGACCUGCCCCCACAAGCCCUGCAUGACCUGGAGUAUUUCCCCAUGGGGACCGUGCUCUGGCAGCUGUGGUGAAGGCAUCAGGGAGCGGCUGGUGUACUGCCCCGCACCUCAUCGCUGCAGCACCGCACUUAGGCCAAACAGCACAGAGCCGUGCAGUCUAAAGCCCUGCACGCUGUGGAAGGCAGACGACUGGGAGGAGUGCUCUGUGACUUGCGGCACUGGUCAGCAGCAACGUGAAGUCUACUGUGCGAGUGAGCAGGAUUUGGCUGUAAUGCCGAACAGCCUCUGUGAGAAGAUUUCCAAACCAGAAACACUCAGGAAGUGCAAUAUGCAGGAAUGCAAGACCAACGCAGGUCCAGUUUGCAGGAAGAACACAAUGUCCUCUCGCUUCUGUGACAAGCUGAAGCUGUUGGGUCGCUGCUCUCUCAGGUCGGUCCAAAGACAGUGUUGUGUCACCUGCGGCUCAUAGCCUGGGUCACACAGCCACAGAUAUUACAAUGGACACAUUCCAGCUGCAGUUAUACUUACUGUAUCCUCAUGCAAUACUGGCCUCAAGCCGCACCAUCCACAGACUGACACGUCCAAACCAAAGUGCCACAAGGAGCACAAAUAAACCCGGGUCGACUUAGAAGAGGUUGUGAUUUUUCUUUUACUUUUUAGGGUUUUAAAAAAUGUAUAGGAACCAUUUUAGGAACCAUGAAAUUAAAACAUAAUUUAGAGAGCAAGCCAAAACAGUGAUGAUGAAUACACAUCUGGAGCAUUACAAGUAUUCAAUGUUCAUCAAGCAGAAAUGUUUAUUACAAUUAAAACAUUUUUUGCUAUUGAAACCUUUGGUGAAUUUAGUAACAGCAUAUUUUCUGAAGCGUAAGGGCAGCGUGCAGAAUGAGCCAUAAAAUGAAUGUGAUUUAAUCAGCACACUGAUUCAGUCAAAUUUACAAAAAAAAAAUGAAAAUGUAUAAUUACACUUAAGAAUGUUUUAUCAAGCAGCACUAAUGCAAGUUGCAACAUUUCAAGAGCUAUUAUAACACAAGGUACAGUAUUCACCCUCUUACAGUACAUAUCUCUCUGGGUUAAAGGUGCUUUCAUAAUCGAGGUGCUGAUGACUCACAACAAGUCAAUUGACCGGUUAUAUUUUUAUUUCAAAGUGAACUGGUAAAAACAGAAUGUAAAUAAAGAUUUUUGUGACCUCUUUAUUCAAUUGUUGAUUGUAAAGAUACUCUGUGUAUUUUUUUUUAACUCAUAUUUUUUUUGUUUUUGUUCUCAGAGCUGGCACUGUGUGUUUACAUUAUUCUGGGUACAGGCUCCUGCUUUAGUCAUUUUUGUUACAACAGUCAUUGAUAAUUAAAGGAGACCUAUUUUGAGCGUUUUUGGUUCUUGUGCAUGUAACAGAUCUUAAAGAGGUUAAAGUCCACACAAACAGAAGCUCCUCUUUCCCACAGAAAAUAUGGCACCUUAAACGCCUCGUCAGUAGUCCUUUCUUAAUUCUGUGACUUUGUGACAUCGCGCUAUGUCACAUAUUUGCAUUAUUUAUGCCUAGCAGCUAAUUUGGCAUGUCCAAAUUGAUUUAGCACAGCUGCUCUGUUUUUUAUUAUUGGUGCUAGCUCAGGCAUGUGACAGCUGACCAAUCAGAGGAGACUGGGUAUUUUGGAGGAGGAGCUGACACAGAGCGUUUCAGACAGAAGGGGGUUACAGUUCUGCAGAACUGGACAGUAUGAGAAAUGAAUUUGUUUUUUGAGCAUUAGAGCACGAAAACCUAUUCUAACCUAGAAUAAAAUGAUGAACCUGAAAACGAGCACAAUAUGUCUCCUUUAAAUCAGCUGCAGAACCAGCACAGUUCUGCGGUCUAACCUGUGGUGCUCCUCCUCUGGUGUGACGUUGACCAAUGAGAAAGAGGUGUUGCAGGUCAUCCCUCUCAGGUCCCUCUAAAGAUGGCCGCUUCGCUUGUAUGAUGUUGUACAGGUAUUACAGUUGUCAUCACCUUGACUGAUUUGUACUUAUCUUAAGUCUCUCUCAAUGAACGUGACGAUAACAGAUGUUUGUGACAAAACUGCUUUGUAACUGAGACACGUAAUAAAAUUUUUCUUUGAAGGUU